Molecule: messenger RNA, 2571 nt
Organism: Ornithorhynchus anatinus (platypus)
Lineage: Eukaryota; Metazoa; Chordata; Mammalia; Monotremata; Ornithorhynchidae
Exons: 7
Coding region: 562-1206 (214 amino acids)
Source: RefSeq, a predicted model, not a curated record
GGAUCCUGCUAGUGACAAGAAAAUCACUGGCCUGGAGGGGGAUGAGGACAUGAAACUUUUCCUUAUAAAUGUCAACCUGGCCACCACAGAGGAGAGAGAGUGACUCAGGUCCCAAAUCAAAGUACAGCCUGUUUCCAAAUUUGCUGGAAGCCUCAUUCUGACUGUGACCAUCAACUGCUUAAAGAGCAAUUUGAUCAUUUAAUAUGUCAUGUGUUAGGCAGCCCAAGUUUGGAAGUCACGCCAAGUCCUGAAUAUCCCACCCCACAGACACAGUUACUAAUUGCAUGCCCGUGGAGACACGGGGGCAUGCGUUCCAGUCGCGAGUCAAUGAUACUGUGUUUUCAAGCAUUGGAAGCGGUGGGAUUUCUGAAUCCCGCUGGGCUGGUAACAGGGCAUGGAAUUGGAGAUUUAGAAGGAAUCGCUCUUACCAAUCCGUUUUAAGCGGAGCACGUGCAGUGGGUCACGGGAGACUUCAUCCUAAGAACAGUCCAGAGACAAAAGCAAACUUUGAAGCAGGCUUAGCGUUGAGAGACCCUGAAAAUAACAACACCCUGCAUCUCCAUGGGAUCACGCUUAUACAUGAGAGGAAAUAUUUGGCCUCAUCUUGUAAAACGGAGAUGUGAUUCAGAUUCCUGGGAGGUGAUGAGCAACCACAUCUCCAGCCCACGACUGCUCUUCAAGCCAGUUCAGCACAGGCGCUUGUGUGGUCAGAUGCAAUGGAUGAUAUGCUGCGAUGAGGAUGCCACCCAGACUGCCAAGCGCCGCUGUAUCCGGGUCUCUCCGCUGGCUGCAGAUGGCAGGAAGCUCGUGACCUCCAUUUCCAAGAAGCCUGGCUCAACCCCGUCCAUCAGAAGCCCAGUGCCAUUCCAGGUCCUGCUGGAUGGUGAACCCAUCACCGUGAAUGAGCUGGAGAUGGCCUUCCAGAGAUUCUUUGGUUCCCAGCGGUCAGGGCUGGAGGUCCCGACACUGAAGUGGGUGGAUGGCUCCGUCCUGAAGUCAGACCAGGAGGCCAAUCCCCACCUCUCCUCCCUCGCAGCGCAGGCCAGAGGCAGGUCAAAUCCACUGAGCGACAAUGAGGACUUCUGCCUCAUGUCUGCGGUCUCCUCGCUCCGAGCCAUCUCCAUCCACAAGCUGCAGCUCCCGCGGAUUCCCCGAAGAGCCUCGGUCCGACCGAGGGCUCGUCGCCGCCUGUGCUGGGACUCCUGAAGAUUCGCUCCUGUCCUUCAGUUGUCGCCAGAGGCUGGGACAGGCUGGUGCAGCCUGGAGAUUUCCACCAUCACUGAUGGUCUGCGAGGGGCGCGGACCUAGUCACGCACAUAGAGAGCUAAGGCCCUAUUCGCCCUCUCUCCCACCCUGCCAGCCUUGGUGUCCUUGGAGACGUGGGUCCUCAGACGCAAAAGCGCUGGUGAUCCCUGUCUCCGUAGAAGGGCACUGCUACAACCUGCCCAGUUCCUGAGAGCGGUGGGCGUCACUUACCCGAACUGUGUUGGGGGUGCCGCUGGGCAGAGCCCAGCAUCCCCCUGCCCUCCCCCGCCCAGUCCUGCGUCCCCUGGGCCUUGGGGGAGUAGUGAGGAGUUUCAGCUCAACGGGAAUGAGGGCAAACAAACAGCGUCAGCGGCCUGCGUCCGGUCCAGGGAAAGGGGCUCGGCGAGCGGGAGGGAGUGGGGGUGGAGUGGUGGAGGCGUGGAGAGGGUUGAAGGCCAGUUUCCACGCGACACCCAGAUCUCCGGCUGUCAUGGCAGUGGUCGGGGAGCGCUGCCCGUGUGUAGGCCUGGGACAUGCAGCGCAGCAGGGAGAGAGCUCGAGCUGCCAUACCCUUCCCCCUCUGCACUCAGAUGGGAACCCAGAGCCCAGAGCCCAGAGCCCAGCCCCACUUCAGCCCCUUCUCCCCGUCCCCACGUGCCUUGGAUUCGAGCAGUGGGCAGAGCUCCUCCUGCCUGGCUGGCUUUCUCUCCUUCUCCCUCUCCCCAGAGCUCACCCAAGUGGGUACGGGGACCAGGCCUGAGCCCUCCCCCUGCACGUGGAAGUCCCGUGGGACGCUCGAGCCAGCUCCCCGCCCCUCCCCAGCACCCAGGAUCCCGAAACCGGCCACGUGGUAAUGGAGACCCCAAGAUAGAGGGUCACGGCAUGGCCACCAGGGACCGUGACCCAGGGGGCGAUGACUCGAGGCUGGGAGACAGUAUCCUGGACUAGGCCCGGAAGCCAGUGGAAGCACGGGGCCCACCUCCAGCUUCUUUUUGGAAACCAUUUGGAUCCCUUUCGCACCUUCCUUCUCUCUUUCUGCAGCCUUACCUUCACACCUGGGGAUUUCAACUUCCACACCGCCUCCUAUCGCUUCGCAAUUCCACUGACCUCGUGCUCCAUCCCACCUCACCCACUCACUAACUUGCACGUACUCUACAGGAGCCAGGGCUGGAAAGAGAAGCACUGAAAUCACCCUGAAGUCACCGGCCCGGAUCCAAAACCCAGACGCCCAAAGAUUGACGACUCUUUUCUGCUAGGUAUUGCUGGUUACUCAACGAGCAGGUGUCAGUACUGAAUAAAGGAAGUGAAGUAGGUUGACCAUCUGAA